Messenger RNA from Megachile rotundata (alfalfa leafcutting bee), 5342 nucleotides. Its product is annotated as cytospin-A. The record is from RefSeq and is a predicted model, not a curated record. Gene Ontology annotation, molecular function: protein binding. Lineage: Eukaryota; Metazoa; Arthropoda; Insecta; Hymenoptera; Megachilidae.
GAAUGGAAUGGAAUGGUCGUAAGCCAGUCCACAUUGAACUGCCGAAUCGCGCGGAUCGGUUCCCUCGCCACGCGACUCCAUUCACUUUUUCGCACGCCUGUUGCUGCGGUUGUUCCUUCGCCGCCACUCGCUGCCACUCGGCCAACGGUGCACGUCUCGCUUGCGGUUGAUACUCCGACCAGUCGCGCGACUACUGGACCCUAAAAUUGGAUACCUAUGUGCAGGUGCGAUCAUGUUCGCUUCGGGUGUACCGUCUAGAGCCGAGGUACCAGAUUCUUGCUGCUUCGUUACGAGGGAUCGCAACAGCGUGACAAGAUCUUCGAAUACUCUUCGACCAGAACUAGGUGAUCUAGGGCAUUCGAUAGCGGCGAAUGUAUUGCCGGAAUCAUGCGAGUCCGAUGGAUUAAGCGUGUCCAUCGUGGCGCCUUGUCCAGGACAAUAUCGUUGACACGGAUAUUAUUGAGCAAAGCGACUCGAAGCGGGAUGUCCGUGGGUUCGGGAGGGCGGGCGCCGUUUAAACGGGCAUCAGCCACCUCUAUUCCUGUCACGAGCAAAUCCACGAAAAUCCGAUCAAAACCCGAAUCAAGGGUGGCGUCUGCCACGGGAAAAAAACGAGACGUGGUCGCGUCGCUUUUCAGCCCGAAAAGGCCAACAAACAGAAAAGUCGAGCGUCUGAAAAUCGGUCGACACGAAGCGAAGCUAGAGGAACAGCAUAAAGGACAACAAACCCAGCAACAACAACAGCCGACGCAGCCGCAACAGCAACAGCAACAGCAGCAGCAGCAGCAGCAGCAACAACAGCAACAACAAAUUUCGCUGCGUCAGGCACCCAGCGCCUCCUCGCUGGAGGCUAAAAACGAUAAUUCACCGGUUGGAAAUUGGAGCUCCCUCGGUAAGGAAGCGACCAAAGGGAACGCGAAGGGAGGUUAUAACCCCAAAGGACCCGCCAAGGGGUCCAGGAUGCAGGAGCUUGAGCGUGAAAUCGAGGUGUUACGCAAGGAACGAGCCAGACUCGAGUCGAAUCUACAAGAAGCUUCUUGCGACGCUCGCAAUCUUCAAGAGUUACGUGCCGAGCUUGCUUCUCUCAAGGAGCAGCACAGUUUGGAGUUAGAACGCCUCACAGAAGAGAACGAAGCUCUUCGUGCAAGACUGAGAGACGUGGCACAUUCUCCGUUGUCGGAUUCGGAGAAACAACAGUUACUUCUGGAUGUAUCGAGACUGCAUAAUUCUGCGCCAGCGUCCAUAGCCAUUCCUCAAGAUGAAGGUUCGACCCCUGUCGUGUCGGUACCGGACAGUGCUCAAUGUACUACCCCGGAUUGGGACAAACAUUCCUCCAGUUCGGUAUCGGAAGUUUCGGUCGCGUGUCUGCAGGAUAGAAUAUUGCAAAUGGAAGAAACUCAUUAUUCUACGAACGAAGAAUUACAGGCAACGAUUCAAGAAUUGAGUGAUCUACAAGCACAGCUUACGGAACUACAAGCCGAUAACGAAAGGUUAACAGAAGAGAAAGACGUUCUUCUAGAGUCUUUGUGCAGACAAACAGAAAAACUUGAAGAUUCGCGUUCGAAGGUUGAUACGCUACAGGGUUUGCUUUUGAGGGAGGAACAGCCCCAAGAAUCUUCUAAAGGAUACAAUACGGAAAGAGAACAAAAACUGGUGGAUCUUCUCAAGAGUGCACAGGAAGAACGGGAAUCUUUGUUGCAAAAGCAGGAGGAGUUAACGUUAGAAGUAAAAAGUUUACGAGCAGCUGCUGAAAUCAGCGCGGCGGAAACGGAACGAUUAACGAAAUGCGUGCAUUUGCUCGAAUCGUCGGUGGAAGCGGCGAACAUCGAACGAAAACAGUUGGAUUUGGAAUUGGCGGAAGCUAGACAAGAGGGUGCGAAUCGUAGCAUAGAGAUCAGCAGGCUGGCCACGUUACUGGAGAACGCUCGAGCUAAAAUCGAGGAAUUGGAACAGUCGCGUCAGGUAGAAAACAAAAGCGAAGCGGACGAACUUUUAGAUGCUGCCAGAAGAGAAAAAGAUACUCUGGAGACACAAGCGGCGGCUCUACAAGAGCAAUUGGCACGCUCUCAUUGCGAUCACGAUCGUCUCAGAGAUCAAUAUUCGCAGCUUCAAGAAGAAUAUAAAGUAGCACGAAAUAAUGCCAAGUCAGCUAUCGACGACUUGGAGUACAGAUUAAAUCAAUUAAAGGAUGAACGUUUAUCCGUGAGCACGGAACUUCAACUCGUACGCGACUCGUUAGCGGAAUUACAGGCGCAGUGUCAGAGACAUUUAGAGGAUAAGAGAGAGUUAAAGGCUGCGCUGAACGAAUCGCAACGGAAAGAACGCGAAGCCCAAACGCAUCAGUACGAAUUAGAACGUGCUUUAGCCGAUGAGCGUAAACUGCGGCAAGAGGAGAUUGCCGAAUGGCAACAGUUCCAAACGGACUUGUUGAUGACCGUACGAGUCGCGAACGAUUUUAAAACGGAAGCUCAAAGCGAGUUGGAGCGCGUUGUCAUGGAGAAUAAAGCUCAACGGGAUAAACUGAGAUCGUUAGAAGCGCAACUUGAUAAGUUGAAUAAAGGCAACACCGCAGCUCCUCAAUAUAAGACUUUUGUUAACGCUGCUGGAAAUUCUCGCAAACCCUCGAGCAAUAUUCUGAAACGCGGUCGUACUAUAAUAAAAAGGCGACAAGAAUCGAAAAAGGGUGCAUUACGAACGAACGUUUUGAAAACGAUCGGUGAGCCAGGUUCCCACAAAACCGAGGACUUCAAACUUGAUUCGGUCGUUUCAAACAAAUUGAAUCGUACGUUUUCGGAGGAAAACGUCCGAUCGGAUAAAUUCCGAUCCGAGCAUUCCAAGGAGCCUGGAUUAAACGAGAAAUUCAUUUCUGCCGGCGAGGUUGAAUUUUGUAUCGCCGCCAAGGAUACUUUGGAGGACAACGAAAAAACUUGUGUUCCCGCAUUGGAAGAUUAUGGCUUAAAAUCGACGAAAGAUACGUUCGAGGAACAGCGCGAUUCGAAAAGAUACUCGUCGAUGGAAUCCGAUGAGUUCGAGGGAAAAGUAUCGAGUGGAAAUUUAAACGAAUUUACGAUAAGCGCCGAAGAUUAUCCGAAAUUAUACGUCCCGAAUACAUUUGUCUCCGUGGAAAACACAGCUGCAAAAUCUUAUCUGUUGAAAAACAUCAAAGGCAUUCAAAGUACGGGACAAGAUUCCUAUUGUAUUAAUAUAUCUAAUAGCAGGUUCUUCGUUCCUAAAAAUUAUGUGUAUUCCGGGAUGGAAAAUGCAAUGGACGAUUUGAAAUUCGAGGUUGAUCCAGAAAUGAGAAAGAUGUUGGAGGAAAGUACUCGAGAAAAUAGUAACGCUGAAAUAUUUCGCAUACGAGCCUCGGAAAAAUUAGACGAACCUGAUCCAGAUGGAACAGGAAGCGCAGUUUUAUUUAAUCCGAAGGCGAAUCAGAAAAUGACGCAGCAACCACCUCAAAGGCCAGCGAGCACUCCGACCGAAACUCAACAAUGCGUAUUGACGAGUGUGCAACAAGAAAUAGCCGCGCGUCGUAAAGCUAAUAUUUCGCGUCAAGACUCGAGGUUGUCCGUCAAAUGUUUAAUAGAAAGCAUAGAAAAUGCUACGAAGCAAGCGAAAGCAGGACCUGGAAGUCGUAGCAGUUCUACGUCUUCUCUUAAUAGUAUCGGAACGAAUGAUAUAAUGACGUUAAAAGCUCCACUCAGGGAUCAGCAGCAAAUCAAUAAUUUAAUCUGCACAGCGAAUACAACGAACAACAAUAAAACUCAAGCUACGAUAGCGAGAAAACCUUUGUCAGAAACGAAGUCAACAGUACCUGUGGUGUUAAGCCCCGGUGAAUUGCUGGAUUCUGCCGCCCUAAAUGCCAAGGCUAUCGACUUUGUGCGUCGUAAUAGCGUGACAGAUUUGUCGGAACGCAAGGAUCCGUUAUGCGGUUUAAUAAAGAACGGAGGCUCGAAACGCAACGCUUUGCUCAAAUGGUGUCAAAACAAAACGUUAGGCUAUCGGAAUAUCGAUAUUACAAAUUUCAGUAGCUCGUGGAACGAUGGUUUAGCGCUAUGCGCUAUCCUUCAUUCCUAUCUGCCGCAUAAGGUACCAUAUGAUACGUUAACGCCGGUAGAAAAACGAAGAAACUUUUCGAUUGCUUUCUCCGCUGCGGAAAGCGUUGGAAUACCUACUACUUUGAAUAUAGGUGAAAUGUGUCAACUGGAGCGACCUGAUUGGCAACAAGUCAUGACAUAUGUAACCAGUAUUUACAAACAUUUUGAAACGUAAUUUUGGUUCGAUGUCUCGUAACGCCGAGGCAGGUCCUCAACAAUGAAAAAUGUUCUUCGACUUCACGAAAAUGAAUAAGAACAAGAUCAUCUAGUCAACCAAAUUCUAUAGGGACUAAAUUUACAAGGACUUGAACUUCCAACGAUCACUGAAUUAUCAUCCGCCCUAUGCUUACGCUGUAUAAUGAUCACGAGUGAAUUUCAUGAAAUACUAAACACACCAAAUGGAAUUGCUUUUAUUAUGAGACUGAAUGUUUAAUUGUAUAUUCAUAUAUAAUAUAAUAUAUAUAUAUACAUACAUACAUACAUACAUACAUACAUACAUACAUACAUACAUACAUACAUACAUACGUACAUACAUACAUACAUACAUACAGAAAUGUAUACAUGUAUACAUAUAUAUUAAGGACCGAGAUAAAGAAAUUAGAGGCAGGGAUUUAAAUACCGGAGACGUGUGCUUCUUCCGUGUACAUGAAGAGAAAAAGAAUAGACGAACACAAGCUUUAUCGAAUGUUCUGUGCGCGAAAAUAUGUAUGUUCAGUGCCUCCAUUGGUAAUGCCAACAGUUAUUAAAAGCAAGAGAAUUUUUCUGAUUAUCAUCUUGCAUUUUUGUAACUGAAAACUUUCGAAAUAUAUUUUCGUUCCUCGUAUCGUAUUUUUGUAAAUGUAUUAUUUUUCGAGAAACUUUUGUAGUUUUACGAACGAUGUACAGAACAAAAGCGCCUUAAUUUAAAAGACUUAAUUUAUUGUAUUAGUCACGUUUAGUAUACUAUGAAGUCGAGCAGCAAAAUACUAGAGAGAAAGAGAGAAAGAAGAAAACAUCGUUUAAGGUUCGACUUUCCGAGCUAAAUAAACAACAAACGAGUAUAAGGAUUAAAUUCUCUGUGAUAUAGCGAGAUAGCCCCAAAACAGAGAUAAAAACGUUAUCGUUAUUGCUCUUAUUAUUAAAAUUAUUAUUAUUACUUAUCACUACUAUUACUAUUAUUAAUAUCAUCCUCACUGUCAUUGUUGUACCAUUGUAGACAAUAUGCUGUCUGACAUAAAACAAUAAACUUGCCUAAUAAUUAUUUAA